CUGCUGUGUACCAUCACUUGCAGUUAAACAAAUUCGCGGCAAUGAGUUGAACGUUUUUCAGAAUAGUGUGUAGCCAAUUUUUACGAAACAUCAAUUUUAUUUAAAUUUUUCAAAAAUAUAAAUUAUAAAGUGAAGUAAUUUAAGAAUUGACUUAAAAGUUUAAAUAUGAUACUGUAAACGUAAAUAAAUAAAUUGUGAAUAUUGAAAAGUGCGAUAAUUAAAAACUGCGUUUUUGUUAAUAUUUGUGAUCAAGAUGAGUUUAAGUCGUUUGGGAGGUGCUCUGAAGUUUGAUUCGGUGAAAGUUAGUCAGUGUAGUGCAUUAGUUGCAAAACUUUGGGGACCUUGUAUUCGGGAAGUGAACACGAGCAGUUCAAAUCGGGCUGUUGCACAACACAACAGUAAACCAGAUUGGAAUAGGGCCGUUAGCGAGGCUGAGAAGAUCGUUGGCUAUCCGACCUCCUUCCUUAGCCUGCGAUGGGUGCUCAGUGAUGAAAUUGCGAAUGUCGCUUUGCACUUACGAAAACUUGUUGGAAGUAAUCAUCCGUUGCUCAAAACCGCAAAGAAUCUCAUAUACAAUGGUAAGAAUAACAUGCAGGCGUGGGGGCUGAUAGUGCUGCUAGUUUCCAAGGCUGCGGGGCACAGUCCGGAAAUACCAGAUAUGGAACAGGACAAAGCAGCGGGAGUAUUGCACAGCCAGCGCGCCCUGGCGGAGGUGACUGAGAUGAUCCGCACGUCGCACUUGGUACACAAGGGUCUGGUCAAUAUGAACACAAGGCUCGGCCCUGGAGAGCCCGACGACAUGAUGUUUGGAAACAAAAUCGCAUUACUCAGCGGGGACUACCUCCUGGCCAACUCCUGUACUGAACUGGCUAAUUUGAGGAACCAGGAAUUGGUAGAGCUUAUGUCGUCAGCAGUGCGAGAUUUGGCUGAGGCCGAAUUCCUCGGGGAGAGAGACGAACAGAACAACCCGCUACCAUCACGACCACUGCCUCACCACCAGAGAGAAGAGGCUUCAGAAUGGGACUGCGUACUGUCUCCGCUGCCAAUGGCGGGUGUGUCAGGGUGUAUGGGCAGGGAGUGGAGCGCCCGGCACGUGUUGGCGGCCGGCGCACUCCUCGGGAAGAGCUGCUCGGCCGCUCUCAAGCUGGCCGGUCACGGUCAGGGGCUACAGACACAGGGUUAUCUUUUCGGUUGCCACUUGGCGCUAGCGUGGCAGGCCUUCCUAGACCUGGAGGCGUUCUCUGGUCCGGAGCCCGCUUGCUUCUCGCUAGUGGGAGCUCCCCUCGCCUUCACCCUCGAAGAACGUCCCGAGCUCUACCGGUACAUAGAGGCUGGUAGGCGGAGUGUUCACGACGUGGACUACCACGCGCUGUACCAGGCCGUGCUGGAGGGGACCGGUAUCGAGCAGACGAAACAUCUCCAGAAUGAACACGUGACUCGCGCCAGGGAGGUGCUGGACUCCUUCCCCAACUGUGACGCACGGACGGCCCUCACUAACAUCAUAGUGGCCAUGUUACCAUAACACACGCCCACACACACUUACACACACACACACUCAGACACACACACACACACUCAGACACACACGAGUAACAAAUAUAUCCAAGAAGAUAAACUUCUAAGCUUCAUAGCUAUUACAGUACAUUACCCAGCCUAUGGGUUAACGUAUAGGCUAAGUGAAUUUUGUAUCGAACCUUUUUUGUACUUUUUAUAUAAAUAUUUUUCUCUAAAGCCUAAUGAAGGCCGCGUCAAAAGUUACAACUAAUAACUAUUUCCUACAUUCCUAUUAGAAUUAUAUUUGAAAGGUCCACGUAAAAGUGAAACAAAAGAAAAUAUAUUACAUCAUAUUAGAAGUAUUAAAAAAAAUAAUUAUUGUCUACUUGUUUAAUGUAAAAAUAAAUAGCCGUAUAUAAUAAUUAAAACAACAUACAAAUAUGUAAGUUACCAAAUAUAAACAAAAUACGGAGAUUAAACAGAUCAAAUAAUUAUUAUUAUUAAUAAAAAGUACUUUUUAAAAUUCAUAGUAAUCUAUGUAUAUUAAAUAUUAUAUAAGUGAUAUUUUUAUUUUAUUUUUAUAUGUUUAUAUGACAGGGCUUUUGCUCUUUAUUAAUAUACAUGUUGAUAAAAA
Messenger RNA from Danaus plexippus (monarch butterfly), 2128 nucleotides. It is a transcript of the gene Pdss2, whose product is annotated as all trans-polyprenyl-diphosphate synthase PDSS2. NCBI's taxonomy places the organism in Eukaryota, Metazoa, Arthropoda, Insecta, Lepidoptera, Nymphalidae. The transcript is spliced from 7 exons. Gene Ontology annotation, molecular function: prenyltransferase activity. Gene Ontology annotation, cellular component: mitochondrion; transferase complex. The record is from RefSeq and is a predicted model, not a curated record. Bases 254 to 1522 code for a protein of 422 amino acids. Gene Ontology annotation, biological process: ubiquinone biosynthetic process; isoprenoid biosynthetic process.